This is a messenger RNA of Lachancea sp. 'fantastica', 1533 nucleotides long. NCBI's taxonomy places the organism in Eukaryota, Fungi, Ascomycota, Saccharomycetes, Saccharomycetales, Saccharomycetaceae. The record is from the annotation of a GenBank genome assembly.
AUGUCCCAAAGUUAUAGAUCUACCCGUUCUUCCGCUAAGGAAACUCAAUCUUUUGAAAACACUAUUAUCCAGGGUCUGGGAUCCGACGGAGGUUUGUUUAUCCCUUCUGAAAUUCCCCAGGUUGAUGCUCAAACGCUUGAAAAAUGGUCGAAGUUGAGUUUCCAAGACCUGGCUCUGGAAAUCAUGAAGCUUUACAUUUCGAGCGAAGAAAUUCCGGAAAAUGAUUUGAAAGAGUUAAUCCAGAGAUCUUACUCUACUUUCCGCUCCAAGGAGGUCACUCCGUUGGCCAAAGAUAUUACUGGGAAUGGUGAACAUUUGCACGUUCUUGAACUAUACCAUGGUCCAACUUACGCCUUCAAAGAUGUGGCUUUGCAAUUCGUGGGUAACCUAUUCGAAUACUUCCUCCAAAGAGCCAACAAGGAUCUGCCUCAAGAAGAGCGCAAAAAGAUCACCGUUGUGGGUGCUACCUCUGGUGACACCGGUAGUGCUGCCAUCUACGGUAUGAGAGGCAAGAAAGACGUCUCUGUCUUCAUUUUGUAUCCAACUGGAAGAAUCUCGCCAAUCCAAGAGGAGCAAAUGACCACCGUUCCUGACAAAAACGUACAGACUCUGUCGGUGAAGGGCACCUUCGAUAACUGCCAAGACAUUGUGAAGGCGAUUUUCGGUGAUGUCGAGUUCAACAAAAAGCACAAUGUGGGCGCUGUAAACUCUAUCAACUGGGCCAGAAUCUUGGCUCAAAUGACAUACUACUUUUACGCCUAUUUCCAGGCUGUCAAAGGUGCUCAGAGCAAAGUAAAGUUUGUUGUUCCAAGUGGUAACUUCGGUGAUAUCCUCGCCGGCUACUACGCCAAAAAGAUGGGUCUACCAGUGGAAAGACUGGUCAUCGCCACUAACUCGAAUGAUAUCUUGGACAGAUUCAUGAAGACUGGUGUUUACGAAAGAUCUGACGACGUUGCGGCCACCCUUUCGCCAGCUAUGGACAUUCUUGUCUCUUCAAACUUUGAAAGACUAUUGUGGUAUCUAGCUCGCGAUGUUUUGGCCUCUGGCGAUGACCAAAAAGCCGGAGAAAUUUUGAACCAAUGGUUUGUCCAGUUGAAGACGGAAGGUAAGUUCGUCGUUGACCAAGCUGUUAUCAACGCUGCUUUGGCUGACUUCGAUUCCGAAAGAGUAUCUGACCCAGAAACGAAAGAAACGAUAAAGCAAACAUACCAAUCGUCUCAAAAUCCCAAGAAUUAUAUAUUGGACCCCCACACCGCUGUUGGUGUUUGCGCUACCAAGAGACAGAUCGCUAAGGACAAGGAUAACAAUAUUCAAUACAUCUCUUUGUCCACUGCUCAUCCAGCCAAGUUUGCCGACGCUGUCAACGACGCAUUGUCCGAGUUUGACGGUUACUCCUUUGAAAAAGAUGUGCUUCCUGAUGAGCUGAAAAAAUUGUCCACCAUGGAGAAGAAAUUGAAGUUUGUCGAGAAGGCUGAUGUAGAGCUUGUUAAGCAAACUAUUGAGGAGGAGCUGGUCAAAAUGGGUUUGUUUUAG